CGCCGCGCCGAGCCGAGCCGACAUGGCAACAACAAGCAGCGACAGUAAACCGGAGGAGCAGCCGACAGAAGAGGGGAUGGAGGCGGACAGGUCCAUGUCGAGGUCCGACAGUGGGAGUGGAGAUGAUUCCUUGGACGGCCUCGCAAGUCGUGUCCACCGCUGUCCUUUGACCCCUUCACUGUCGCCACGGAAACGGACCACAAGUCAAUCCAAGACGGAGCCUCCACUGCUGAGGACCAAUAAAAGGACCAUCUACACCGCGGGCAGACCACCUUGGUACAACGUCACUGGGACCACCUUCAAAGAAGCCUUUGUCAUCGGUCUGUGCGGAGGAAGUGCCUCUGGGAAAACCACAGUAGCCAAUAAGAUAAUCGAGGCGCUGGAUGUUCCCUGGGUGGUUCUACUGUCGAUGGACUCUUUCUACAAGGUGUUGAAUAAAGAAGAACAGGAGUUGGCUGCUAAAAAUGAGUAUAACUUUGAUCACCCUGAUGCCUUCGACUUUGAGCUGCUGGUUACCGUCCUCAGAAAGCUGAAGAAAGGAAAAAGCAUCAAAGUGCCGGUGUAUGACUUCACCUCCCACUGCAGACGUAAAGAAUGGAAAACAGUGUACGGGGCCAAUGUUGUGAUCUUUGAGGGCAUCCUGGCGUUUGCCAACAAGGAGCUGCUAAAGCUUCUGGACAUGAAGGUGUUUGUCGAUACGGAUUCAGACAUCCGCCUGAUACGGAGGCUGAAGAGGGACAUUUCUCAACGUGGACGGGACAUCAGCGGCAUCAUCAAGCAGUACAAUAAAUUUGUGAAGCCGGCAUUCGAGCAGUACAUUGAGCCCACGGUGCAGGUUGCUGACAUCGUGGUUCCCAGAGGUGGAGAGAACUUUGUAGCGUUGGAUUUGAUUGUUCAGCAUGUACACAGCCAAUUGGAGAAGCGUGAGAUCACUGUGAGAUCUGCUCUGGCCUCGGCUCACCAGGGUCAGCCUUUACCCAAAACCCUCAGUGUGAUGGAGAGCACACCGCAGGUCCGCGGCAUGCACACCAUCAUCAGAAACAAGGAGACUAACCGAGACGAGUUUAUCUUCUACUCCAAGAGAUUAAUGAGGCUUCUGAUAGAACAUGCUCUCUCCUUCCUGCCUCUCAAGCCUGUGUCUGUGGAGACGCCUCAGGGUGGCGUCUAUGAGGGCAAGAGGCUGAGCGGUAAAAGAAUCACAGGUGUUUCUAUCCUGAGAGCGGGGGAGACCAUGGAGCAAGCUCUGAUGGCAGUUUGUAAAGACAUCAGACUUGGAAAGAUCCUCAUUCAGACCAACCAUGACACUGGAGAACCAGAGCUUCACUACCUUCGUCUACCCAAAGACAUCAGUGAAGACUACGUCAUCCUGAUGGACAGCACCGUGUCCACCGGAGCUGCUGCUCUCAUGGCCGUCAGAGUUCUGCUGGACCACGAUGUAGCAGAGGACAAGAUCUUUCUGUUGUCUUUGCUAAUGGCAGAGAUGGGCGUCCACUCAGUGGCGUACGCAUUCCCUAAAGUCCGCAUCAUCACCACUGCUGUGGACAAAGAGGUCAACGACCAGUUCCACAUCAUACCAGGCAUUGGUAAUUUUGGAGAUCGUUACUUUGGCACCGAUGCUCCGUCAGACUGGUGUGAAAGCGAUGAGGGGAUGGACUUCUGAGGAGACGACCAAUCACGGAGAUGGAGGGCUGUUACAAAAGCACUUAGCCACGAAAACAGUUGGAAACAGACCAUCCGGCUCCCAUCUGCUCGGCCCCGUCAACAUCCUCCUGAUCAGUGAGGUGACGCUGUACAAACUGCUUCCCAUCAGUAGAAUGAGCUUCGCUGUUAGGUCAGUGUGAUUACUGAUCAGGUCAGUGAGGAGAUUUGUGCCUGGCAGGAUUCAGUCAAUACCCCAUCCAAGUUUACAGCAAAGUUUAAAGGGGCCAAAGGUCAAAGUGUUACCUGUCCUGCAAGAUGUGGGAUGUUUGUUGACUUUGAAACCUUUUCACACACACAUACAGUCCAUCCUCUGUUGGAUUCCAAAAGACACUUUCACAACAAGUUCACUUAUUCCACAGUUUUCUCAAAAAUGGGAAAACUGAAGCUACCUAUCGAGAGAGAUAAUCGAUUAUGUUAUUAACGUUGCCAGUGAUGUGUUUUUGUUGCUACAGUUAAACCCUCGGCAUUGAUGUUUAAAUUUACAUACUGUCAGUUUACUGGAGGAGCCUUAACAUCUCUGAGUUUCUUUCAGGAUUUUGCACAGUCAAUCUCUUUACCUUCAUAAGCCACACAUUGUUAGAAAAAACUAUUUUAUCGGUUUAAUUCCAGCUGGAGAGUUGGUUCGCUGGGAAAACCUGACUAGAGCAAUGUUCAGUUUUAAUCAUUAGAUUCAACAGAUGUUGUUAAAAUAACAUUCUUAAUGUUGUUCGAUCAGUCAGUAAUGAUGUAACAAUGUUUUGCACAAACAGAAAAUAACUCUUUCUUCUUUAAGGACAGGUCUCUAUCGCGACUAUGUAGUAUUAAGUAAUGUGUUACAGCUAGCUAGCAGUGUAACGAUGUUUUCUUCUCAGCUUCAAGCUGUUUGUAAGCGUUAGCGUGCUACAGCUUUGCUCUGCUGCUGAUGCUGCAGCUGUCUGUACUUUAAAAUGAUGUUAUCUCAGGCAAACUUCACUGAAAGGGACAACAAUGACUUGUACUUGAAGAAGGAAACUGAUAAGUGAAAAGUUCAAAGAUUUGACAUGAAAUUUCCUCUUUUAUGUUAACUUGUUAUAUUUAGAUUUUACUUCACCAGGUUCUCAUAGCAAUAACACAGAGCUACAGUCGUCCUCUUUUUGCAUCUUUUAUUUAAAGUCAUGGAGACUUUCGAGCUUUUAAAAAUGUCUGCUUUAAAGAAACAAUAUUUAACUGAGCUUGAGCUGCUGAUUGGUCCAAUAUUUAGCUUGCAAAUGCUUUAUACUGUAUAAACCACUGGUGUAAAUGUCAGAAACAUUCAUAUCUAAGCUCUUUAAAGCAGCUGAUAAUCUUAGAAACCAGGAGGCCAAAUGACACUUUGGUGCAUAAAGAUGGUUUUGCCAAUAUAGUUUCAAGAUUUGAAACAAAACUACAGCACUUGUGUUUUUCUUUAGGUAUCCUCAGAUCUAAUUUGUCAUGGGCUUGAAGUCUCAGUAGCAUUACGUGUGUGAUUUUAUCAUAUGCAGAAACAGGCCCUGAUGGGACCCUUAUUGCUGCUGUUUAUGGCCAUUUUAUAUGUUUUAUUUAUUUAUUCUAUUGUUUGCAGGGCUUCUUUGCAAAUCCAACACCUCAAAGACAGCAAGUCAACUUGAAAAUAUUGUUGUUUUCAUGUUCUUUCUGCAUUCAUUCCAGAUCGUUUUAGCAACAGGGUUCAUUCAGUGCCGACCUCAACUUGUCAAACACAAACUUAACAAGCACUAAAAGUUGCUACUUUCCCUCCAGGUGCUCCUCUGCUCAAAGGCUUUUGCUGGUGUACCUGCUGCUAAGUGUAUAGGUGCACCUGCUGUGUAGAUGGCAUUAGUUCCUCCUAUGCUCAAGUCUCAAAGUGUACACUGCAUCCAUUCUGUUUACAUCCAUACAUGUUUUAUGCAAACUUCUGAGUCGAUGAAAACGCAUUGUAUACGUGUAAUUAUACGCAGAUUGCAACAAAUAACUUGAAUGAAAUGUUAGCUACUGUCACUUUUGUGGAAGGUGGUUUACCGGAAAAAGUGAUGCGUUCUUAAGAAGCAGACUGGUGAGUUUUAAAAGCUAAUAAUGGUUCUGUUCUAUUAAGGCACUCUAUAAGGCCUUCCACAGUUUAUUAGUAUCAGUUACAUCUGUGUUUGCUAAAUCACAAUGUUCACUGUAAUCAAAAUCUGUUGAGUUUGGUUUUGUAUGUGCAGCUUCAUUUGUACAGAAUUAAAAAAUAAUAAUAACUUAAAACAGCCCAA
Stegastes partitus (bicolor damselfish) is the source of this 3923-nucleotide messenger RNA. Its product is annotated as uridine-cytidine kinase-like 1. NCBI's taxonomy places the organism in Eukaryota, Metazoa, Chordata, Actinopteri, Pomacentridae. The transcript is spliced from 15 exons. Gene Ontology annotation, molecular function: ATP binding; kinase activity. The record is from RefSeq and is a predicted model, not a curated record. Bases 23 to 1660 code for a protein of 545 amino acids.